UAGCAGAAACAAGACCGUCGUCACUCAAAAGUUUUUCUUGCGAUUGUUAUAUAAAUAUAGCGGGCGAGCUAGGAUUCAUAGUAGCAAUCCCAUCUUCUUUCUAAUUAAUAGGGCUUUGUGAUUUGAAAAAGUUCUCUGUUUUCUAGAUUUAGAUAUACACAAAAUCAAAGAAAAUAUGGUUGCUGUGUCUCAAGAAAAUAUGGUUGCUUUGGUUUCUCGCACCGGAAGGCAUUUGCAACGCUACAACAAGCUGGGCCGCCGCCAAGUUGUAGGAUGUAUUCCAUACAGAUACAAGAUUCCAAAGCAAACUUCUUUGGAUGCUGCAGGAGAAUUAGAAGUUCUUGUCAUCAGUUCACAGAAAGGGAAAGGGAUGUUGUUUCCAAAGGGAGGUUGGGAAAAAGAUGAAUCCAAAAAAGAGGCGGCUUUACGAGAGACAUUAGAGGAAGCAGGGGUACGAGGCAUUCUUGAGCGUGAAUUGGGUAAGUGGAGUUUCAAGAGCAAAUCCCAUGAUACUCACUAUGAAGGAUACAUGUUCCCUUUGCUUGUUGAAGAGCAGUUAGAUUUUUGGCCAGAGAAAGACGUCCGCCAAAGAAAAUGGAUGAGUGUGCAAGAAGCGAAAGAAGUUUGUCAAUAUAUAUGGAUGAAGGAAGCCCUAGAGAAAUUUGUUAGUCGCCUCGCAUCUCAACAACAUGCUGCCGAGAAAACAUUGAACAAGUAGUAGUACCAUGUUCGGUAGAGCAUGUCUGGCUUGUAAAUAGGAAAUUGUUGUAGCGAGACCAGAUGAGCAAAGGAGAUGGAGGGUUGGAUCCAAACAGACAAGAAAGAGAGUGACAACUAAUUUAGAAAAGUCAUUGCAGGAGUUGGCAUUUCUGGUUCUUGUUUUGCUUUGUUGGAAUUUCAAUGAUCCAAAAUCUUAGCCAAAAACAAAAACAAUUGAGCUUUCUUAGGAUUAAGCUGGUGGAAAUUACACUACGAAAGUAGCAGAGGAUUAGAAACAUGUUCACAAUAUUUGUAAGCAUGGUUUCUGAUCUGAUCAGUUUUGUUUCAGAAUCCAUCUUCUUAGCUAGCUUGUAAUCGAUCAUAUUAAUGGUAGUUUAUGAAUUCAGAGGUCGGCUUUCUAUGUUA
This is a messenger RNA of Juglans regia (Persian walnut), 1125 nucleotides long. Its product is annotated as nudix hydrolase 17, mitochondrial-like. The transcript has 5 exons. The record is from RefSeq and is a predicted model, not a curated record. Gene Ontology annotation, molecular function: pyrophosphatase activity. The coding region runs from base 176 to 718 and encodes 180 amino acids. Gene Ontology annotation, cellular component: cytoplasm; nucleus. NCBI's taxonomy places the organism in Eukaryota, Viridiplantae, Streptophyta, Magnoliopsida, Fagales, Juglandaceae.